Messenger RNA from Grammomys surdaster, 2270 nucleotides. RefSeq names its product protein phosphatase 1 regulatory subunit 7 (gene Ppp1r7). NCBI's taxonomy places the organism in Eukaryota, Metazoa, Chordata, Mammalia, Rodentia, Muridae. The transcript has 10 exons. The record is from RefSeq and is a predicted model, not a curated record. Bases 79 to 1161 code for a protein of 360 amino acids. Gene Ontology annotation, molecular function: protein binding.
GGCUGGCCGACUGGACCUGGAAUCCUGAUUGGCCCAUGCCUGAGGCGACAGAUUCCGGAAAGGGGAAGAGCAGCCAAUAUGGCGGCGGAGCGCGGCGCGGGGCAGCAACAGUCGCAGGAGAUGAUGGAGGUUGACAGGCGGGUUGAAUCUGAAGAAUCAGGUGAUGAGGAAGGGAAGAAGCAUGGCGGUGGCAUUGUGGCAGACCUCAGCGAGCAGAGCCUGAAGGAUGGAGUAGAACGGGGCGCAGAAGACCCGGAAGAGGAACAUGAGCUGGCAGUAGAUAUGGAAACCAUCAGCCUGGACCGAGAUGCAGAGGAUGUUGAUCUGAAUCACUAUCGAAUUGGAAAGAUUGAAGGCUUUGAGGUGCUAAAGAAAGUGAAGUCACUCUGCCUUCGUCAAAACCUAAUUAAAUGCAUUGAGAACCUGGAGGAACUACAGAGUCUUCGAGAACUGGAUCUCUAUGAUAAUCAGAUCAAGAAGAUUGAGAAUCUUGAGGCACUGACAGAAUUGGAGGUUCUAGAUGUUUCUUUUAAUUUGCUGAGAAACAUUGAAGGGAUUGACAAACUGACACAGCUAAAAAAACUCUUCUUGGUCAACAAUAAAAUCAAUAAAAUUGAGAACAUAAGCAACUUACAUCAACUGCAAAUGUUGGAGCUGGGGUCUAACCGGAUUCGGGCAAUUGAAAAUAUCGACACGUUAACCAACCUGGAGAGUUUGUUUCUGGGGAAAAACAAAAUUACAAAACUUCAGAACCUGGAUGCACUUACCAACCUGACAGUCCUCAGUAUGCAGAGCAAUCGGCUAACAAAGAUUGAAGGUCUACAGAGCUUGGUGAACCUUCGGGAACUAUACCUCAGCCACAAUGGCAUCGAGGUUAUCGAGGGCCUGGAAAACAAUAACAAACUCACCAUGUUGGAUAUUGCAUCAAAUAGAAUAAAAAAGAUUGAGAAUAUCAGCCAUCUGUCAGAACUGCAAGAAUUCUGGAUGAAUGACAAUCUCCUGGAGAGCUGGAGUGACCUUGAUGAGCUGAAGGGUGCCAGGAAUCUGGAGACCGUGUACCUGGAGCGCAACCCCCUGCAGAAGGACCCACAAUACCGGCGGAAGGUCAUGCUGGCCCUACCCUCUGUGCGGCAGAUCGACGCCACAUACGUCAGGUUCUGAGCCCUCCUUGCUCCUCACCUGGUCCCUCUCCUCAAAAGAACUUCCCAGCCACGGUUUUUUAAUCUACCUAUUGCUCCUGAAGUCGUCACUAUACCAACAGUCACAACCCAAUGGCAAUAAUAAGGCACUGGUGGUACCUGGCCUGUGAUGCUACACACCAUCUGGAGAUGCCAACACUAUUAAAUCUUGCCACGCGGUCUUCCUGGUGAAUUGGUGACAGUUAUUGUAGCCAUGGAGAGAAUGCAGGACAUGUCACAGUCAUUUGCUCUCCCUGUCUGUCUAUGUCCUUAGCUCGGUGGGCAUUCUGGGCUGCCCCAGCAGACUUGGUGGGCGUUCUGGGCUGCCCAGCAGACCUUCAAGUUGGUUUAAGUAGUCUUGACUCACAGCAGCACACUGGAUAGUCUUUCAGACCAAUUUUGGAAAGAAAAAAAAAUUUCUUUGCCAGUUUUGAAAAGAAAAGAUAAUAUUUAAAAUUUUUUGAGUAAAAGAUGGUCCAGUGUCCCGCUUGGUAAACGCUGAGUUACAGAGAGCUGAGCUCUGGCCACUGGGCGCUCGUCAUGUGGCCCCUGUUCUCACCCCUGAGCCUUUGGCCUUAUUUAGAUGAAAUUUCUAUGAGCAAACGCCUAGGGUGUAAAUCUAAUGCUGCAAGAGCAUUGUCCUCCCUCUGCACCUCAGACUUCCUCUUUCACACAAUAAGGACUAACUGUGGUCACCAAAGAUCCCUGAGCUCCCAGGGUUCUAGUUCUGCGCUGUCCCAGAUGGAGCCACUAACUGCCACAUGUCGCAGUUGCUAUUCAUAACUAAUCCAUUUAUUCAUUUGAAGGCUUUAUUCAUCUCUUCAUUUGUGCUCACACUUCAUGGCUCAGAGGACACACAUAUCAUGGAAGGCAUCCAUUUCUAUCGUCACAGAAGGUUUUGGAAAAUAUUGCUCUAGACUCUGUUUAGUAUUAGGUGGAAUAGCUUGCACCGAGCUUUGAAGCAUGUGCCCACGUGUCCAAGCUAACCAGUUGGCCAACUGCCCAGGAGUUUGUAACGUCAGAAUGGUUACAUGGGAUUUAACAUCCAUUUUCUGAUUCUUAUUCUCACCAAAAUAAACUGUAUGAUCUGAA